ACAUGUCCCCAAAUGUGAUGCUCCUCCUCCUUCAUUCAUACAUCAAAUCUUCUCACGGUGUUUCUGGUAUUGCCUGAAGAACACAUUCUUCUCACGUUCCCGUUGGCCUAAAUGCUUCUUUCUCCAUCUCCGAUCUCAGCUUCUCCCUCCAUUCAUUGCUUGACAGGUAAAAGUUACGUUUUGAGUCAAAAUCGAAGAUGUUCAACAAAAUCAUAAAACUGGGUCAGAAGAAAUUCAACAAAUCAGAUCAACACCACCAAGAUAACAACGCCUCCACCAACAACGUCGUUCGCGCCAGCCGCACCACAACCGCCGCCGCGUCCUCUGUUUCAAAUGGCGAGUCUCAGGCGACGGCUUCAUCUCCUUCGCAGACACCGAUUCACCCAAUGUUCACAUCAACGCCGACCCUCGAAGUGCUUCCGUUGUUAAAAGACGUGUCUUCCUCAGAUCGACCUCUCCUCUUCAUGAAGAAGGCUCACAUGUGUUCCUGCCAUUGCGAUUUCUCUGAUACUCUGAUAAUGCCACGCGAGAAAGAGAUCAAAAGGCAGACACUUCUCGAACUGGUUGAUUUCCUUCACUCUUCCUCCGCUAAAGUCAAUGAGACGAUGCAGAGUGAGCUCAUCAGAAUGGUUUCAGCUAACAUUUUCCGGUGUCUCCCACCGGCGCAUUAUGAGAACACUGGAGCUCCUCCUGAAGGGAACGAUCCUGAAGAAGAAGAGCCUUAUCUUGAGCCAUGGUGGCCUCAUUUGCAGCUCGUCUACGAGCUUCUUCUGCGGUAUGUAGUCUCUUCCGAAAUCGAGCCUAAGACUGCGAAAAAGUUCAUCAAUCACAUCUUUGUGUCGAGGUUACUUGAUUUGUUUGACUCCGAGGAUCCCAGGGAGAGGGAAUAUCUGAAAACUGUACUUCAUAGGAUCUAUGGCAAGUUUAUAUUUCACCGCCCGUUCAUUAGGUGUUCGAUUUAUAAUGUUUUCUACAAGUUCUUGUACGAGACUGAGAGGUGCAUUGGUAUUGGAGAGUUGUUGGAGAUCCUUGGAAGUGUGAUCAAUGGAUUUACAGUACCUAUGAGAGAGGAGCAUAGGUUGUAUCUUGUCAAAGCUAUUUUGCCGCUACAUAAGUCUAAGAGUAUCUCCAUUUACCACCAGCAGUUGUCGUAUUGCGUGACACAGUUUGUGGAGAAAGAUUACAAGUUGGCUGAUACCGUGAUCCGCGGGUUGUUGAAGUUUUGGCCGCUUACCAAUUGUCAAAAGGAGGUUCUGUUCUUGGGCGAGUUGGAAGAAGUCUUGGAUGCUACAGAGCCCUCUGAGUUUCAGCAUUGUGUUGUUCCUCUGUUUACUCAGAUUGGGAAAUGUCUUAAUAGCGCACACUUCCAGGUGGCAGAGAGAGCUCUUUUCUUGUGGAACAAUGAACAUAUCGUAGGACUGAUUGCGCAGAACAAAGACGUGAUCUUCCCGAUUAUCUUUGAAGCAUUGGAGAGGAACAUGAAAGGACAUUGGAACCAAGCGGUGCACGGUCUCUCUGAGAACGUUAGAAGAAUGUUUCUUGAGAUGGACACUGAGCUCUUUGAAGAGUGCGAGAAACAACACUCCGAGAACGAAGCUAAGGCAUGCGAGUUGUUGGAACAAAGAGAAUUGACAUGGAAGAGACUUGAAGAAGCUGCUUCUCUAGCAGCUUAACUAAUUCCCAUUUGACGACUUUGUAGCUAUCUUUUUUUUUCUUUACUUUUCAAAGGUAAUGUUCUUAGAAACACUCUAAUAAUUGGUUCAUUUGUUUGUUCUUUGCAUUUUUUGGUCUCUUGUAAAUGGCGACCGGGAAUAUUAAUCCACAUGUCGCCGACGAGAUCAUGUCAUAGAAGAUAAAUUUAGUGCUGUUUAUUGCAGCUUCUGCAAAACUUGGUAGGAACUGAUUUUUAAUGAAGACACUGAUUUUUGACUAGGACUUA
Molecule: messenger RNA, 1939 nt
Organism: Capsella rubella
Lineage: Eukaryota; Viridiplantae; Streptophyta; Magnoliopsida; Brassicales; Brassicaceae
Product: serine/threonine protein phosphatase 2A 57 kDa regulatory subunit B' epsilon isoform
Exons: 3
Coding region: 198-1673 (491 amino acids)
Biological process (GO): signal transduction
Cellular component (GO): protein phosphatase type 2A complex
Molecular function (GO): protein phosphatase regulator activity
Source: RefSeq, a predicted model, not a curated record